This is a messenger RNA of Priceomyces carsonii, 918 nucleotides long. RefSeq lists its product as uncharacterized. Bases 1 to 918 code for a protein of 305 amino acids. The transcript has a single exon. The record is from RefSeq and is a predicted model, not a curated record. Lineage: Eukaryota; Fungi; Ascomycota; Pichiomycetes; Serinales; Debaryomycetaceae.
AUGAUUCCAAGAGGAAAGAGAUUCACAAGUCAGUUGCUUCGUGGGUUUGGAAGGAAUAGGCUCUUCUUUCGUCAAAAUAGCAAUGGUGUAAGCUUCUAUGAGCUCUUAGAACUCCCAGCAAAUGCCACAAUAAAGGAUGUAAAAGCCCAAUUUAAGAAAUUAAGUAAAAAAUAUCACCCUGAUUUGAAUAGUCAUUUACCACCUGAUGAUAAGGAAAAAAACAGCUCAAAGUUCGUUCUGAUAGUGACAGCCUAUGAUACCUUGAAAGAUGCUAAGAAGAGAAAACAGUAUGAUAUGACUCUAAAAGGACAAGCCGGCAAACAUAUGCAAGCGAGAAGAGACGACUGGAAUAAUCAAUAUUAUGGCGAAGCACGAUAUUAUUCGAAAUCUGGGAAAAGCUUUUCAGCUUCCGGAUUAAACUCUAAUAGGCAUCGUGUGCAUCGUCAUUCUAAUCAUGAAAACAGGUCGUCAUUUGACGGUCGUCACAUGAAUCAUGAAAACAGGUCGUCAUUUGACGGUCGUCACAUGAAUCAUGGAGAUAGGUACGAUGUACCUCACUUCAAUUACAACGAGCAUUUAUCGAGGCUUUUGAAGUUUGAGCAAAGGCUUAUCAAUAAAAGACUUUCUGAUGAAGAUCGAGAAAAAGUUCUCAAGCAACUAAGCAAGGACGGGGAUAUUUCUAAGCUUUCAGAUGAGUUAAUAACCAAACAUUUAAUGAGACAAGUACAUCAUAAUUACAAUAAUCAAUAUGGAUCGCAGACAUCCAGACCCAUGGCAGCGAACGGUUACACGCCGUCUACAAAACACCAAUAUAUGUACGAAGGACCACAUGAUAGAGAAUCAGGCAUAUUUAAAACACUUAUGCUUUUAGGAGGAGCAUCGGGAUCUCUUUAUUUCCUUUAUAACGCGAUAUUUUAA